ACCUGGCUCUGUCCUUCUGUGACCCCCUACGGCGUUACUGUGAUCGCAGUGCUAUGGAAGCCCAAAGCCAUCAGCCCAUUGCCUUUCAAGGUAAAGACAGAAAAAUGAAAGAAAAUGUCUUUCUGCUUAUACAUUUCUUUGUGUACCCCGCCCGGUCAUGUGUCUCGCCCUCUUUCAGACCUCACAGAUGGUGGCUCAUCGUGUUGAGGUGAGUGGGGAGGAUUCUCACACUGUCCCCAACGUGGAGGCCAUCCUGGAGGACUUCAGGGUCAUGGGCCUGGUCAAGUCAGUGGAGGCAAGGACCGGUGAAUGGGUGGUGUGGACUGAGCACGUGCGCAAACCCACACGCUCGCACACAGAAACACGUACGAUGUUUGGUUGUGGUGCGGUGGCUCAGCUGGUACUUAGUGGAGGAUCUCAUGGCAUGUUCCUAACUGUCAACUUUGCUUUCGGCUUUGCUGCCACCCUAGGGAUCCUGGUCUGUGGCCAAGUAUCAGGAGGCCAUCUCAAUCCAGCAGUAACCUUUGCCCUCUGCCUGCUUGGGAGAGAUCGCUGGAGAAAGUUCCCAGUCUACUUCUUCUUCCAGACACUGGGAGCUUUCCUGGGCUCCGGGAUCAUCUUUGGUCUGUACUAUGACGCUCUGUUGAACUAUGCUGGAGAACUCAUUGUUACCGGACCCAACGCCACCGCUGGCAUCUUCGCCACCUACCCUGGCAAACAUCUCACAUUGGUCAACGGCUUCUUCGACCAGACGAUUGGCACUGCCGCAUUGAUCGUGUGUAUCCUGGCCAUCGUGGACCCCCAUAACAAUCCCAUUCCCCAGGGCCUGGAGGCCUUCACGGUGGGCUUUGUGGUGCUGGUCAUCGGCCUGUCCAUGGGCUUCAACUCUGGCUACGCUGUCAACCCUGCCAGGGACCUGGGGCCACGCCUCUUUACCGCUCUGGCAGGCUGGGGCACCGAGGUCUUCACUGCCAACAAGUGCUGGUUCCUGGUGCCCAUCUUCGCCCCAUUCCUGGGCGCCAUCAUUGGUGUGGUGGUCUAUCAGCUGAUGGUUGGCUUUCAUCAGGAGGGAGAGGUUCGUGACCGGAAGAGCCAGGAGGAGAGAGUCAAACUGACCAACAUUAACCCAAAGGAUGCUCGAAAGGAAGAGAUGUUAUGAGCCUCAAAACCUCCAGCAUCCUCCAUCCUCCACCACUACCAAGCAUCCUAUACCCCUAAACUCAGCCUUAGUGGGGUACAGUAUGGUCUCCUUGAGGGCCGGUGGGUCCCUUUUCACUCUUAACUCUGACAGCUGUGUGUCUGUUAGUCUGCAAGGAGACAACUACAGUAUGCACACACAUUAUGGACCUCAAUCUUUCGCUAUAAUGUUGCCACAGUAUAUCUAUCUCUAGGCGUCCUUUGUCUUACAUUGUAGCUGCAUAGUGUCUUUAAGUAAGAGGGGAGAAAGUAAAGACUCAAACACAGAAUUAUAUUAAUUCAAAAUGUUUGGAAACAAUCGAAGUUUAUAGCCUAGUGUCUUUAGCUUUUCUGUUUGGACAGUAUUUUAUGUUUUAUACUAACAUAGCGUUUUAAUGAUUCCGUUGUAUUUAUAUGCUGUAGACAGAUUGUACAUGUGUCCCGAUCAAAUGAAAUGUGUACGUUUUAGUGAGUCCAUGAAUUUCAAUGUCAACCAGAGGCCUCAUGUCAUAAGAUUUUUAUACUUUUUUAAUUUUUUUUUAUUAAUUACUAAACUUAAUUUUUAAGCCCACGUUUUACCAGAAUUAUUUAUAAAAAGAUCUGUCCGUGGUUUUCUCCCUAGGAAGCGGUUGCUUCCAAGGUGCAGACACCUGUGUGUCUUUUCACACUAUAUAAACGAGUCAUCCCGCAGUGUUUGUGAUCACACCCUGAUGAAGACAGCUUGUCUGUCUCAAAGUUGGAUAUUACAUUUUUUGCAUCUGA
This is a messenger RNA of Salvelinus fontinalis (brook trout), 1938 nucleotides long. RefSeq names its product aquaporin-3-like. Bases 158 to 1159 code for a protein of 333 amino acids. The record is from RefSeq and is a predicted model, not a curated record. Lineage: Eukaryota; Metazoa; Chordata; Actinopteri; Salmoniformes; Salmonidae. Gene Ontology annotation, molecular function: water channel activity; glycerol channel activity; urea transmembrane transporter activity. Gene Ontology annotation, biological process: water transport; glycerol transmembrane transport. Gene Ontology annotation, cellular component: plasma membrane; basolateral plasma membrane. The transcript is spliced from 6 exons.